Molecule: messenger RNA, 1591 nt
Organism: Pogonomyrmex barbatus (red harvester ant)
Lineage: Eukaryota; Metazoa; Arthropoda; Insecta; Hymenoptera; Formicidae
Molecular function (GO): zinc ion binding; nucleic acid binding
Source: RefSeq, a predicted model, not a curated record
UUACUCGCAACGUGCUCUUUGAAAUAGACGGACGCAUGUACAUGUCGCGUGUGCGUGUGUAAUACGCAUAGCUGUGCACGUGCGACGACGCGAUCGACCAAUGCUCUCUCUCUUUCUCUCUCUCUCUCUCGCUCGCUCGCCGAGUUCGAGGCUUUUCUCGGCGUACCGGAGAUAAUUCUGGACCACAUAGGCGGCGGCGGCGCGUCGUUUCCGCACUUUUAUCUCUUAUUGAACGUCCUAUUCAUUUUUUCUGAUUAUUCGAAUUCAGAUAAUUCUACAUAGAAAUGAUCUCUUCCCGCGUAACGACUCCGAUGAUGUAGAUCGUUUUCUCUCCUAUUGUAAAAGCUGGAAAUUUAUUAACGACUUUCCGACGAGAAUUUUGUCGAUUCGAACUGUGCUCCGUUUAUUUUCUGCAGCUCCAAUUUCCACGGCUUUUUCGAUUCGCCGAGAUUCCUUGAAAUCGCCUGAUCGUGAUUUGAGAACGUGUCGGCCGAUCAUGUCGCCGAUUGUCGUGGCGCUCGGCGUCGUUUAUGUCGAUAAUUUAUGUAGUCUGUUCUUUAUAGCUGAUUAAUGUACACUCAUCGUACUUAAAAUGUAAUAAAUAUAUAUUCAAAGUUUGACAAAAGCGAAGUAGAAGGUGUAGUGUAGCCCAGUGUAAAAAUGGAAAAUAAAUCUAAUAUCAAGCUACAUUCUCUUGCGCUUAAUCAGAUUUCUUGUUUUACGUGUAUUUUUCUGACAGGACGUCCGUUGCGUCCGUUGCGUCCGUUGCGUCCGUUGCAUCACGUCGUGUCGUAUCGCACGUAGUCGGCAAUUCUGAUUCAAUUAUGGAUCCCGGUAUCCUUUCCCGGCUGAUACCGCAGAGCAAGGAGCAAGUGCGACCCGCCUGCAAGAAAUGCGGCUACGCCGGGCACUUAACCUAUCAGUGCCGCAAUUUCAUCAAGAUCGAUCCCAACAAGGAGAUCGUCCUGGAUGUGAGCAGUACGAGCUCGGACAGCGAUGAGAAUUACAUCACCCCGCUGACGGAGUUGCGCGAGCGUGAGCUGCGGAGGAAGCUGCGGGAAGCGCGGAAGAAGCGCAGGGAAAAGAGGUCCAAGAAGAAACGCAAGAGGAAGCACGAGAGCUCGGAGGACAGCAGUGACAGCGACAGCGAUAGCGACAGCGACAGCGACAGCGACAGCGAAUCCGAGUCCGAGUCGUCGUCCAAAGAGAAGAAGCGAAAGCAAAAGAAGCGGAAAAAGAGCUCGAAACGCAAGAAGCGCAAGAAGCAUAAACGGGAGCGUAGCACAUCCGGGAGCGAAGGAAGCGACAAGAAAAAAUAAAUCGUUCACGAGUUCCGGAGUUCCUGAGUGACCUCCAAUUCUUUCCAGUUCUUUCCGUACUGUGAAUAUUGAACGGUAUCAUGACUAUAACGUUUCGGUAAUCCGCGCGCGCACGCUCGAACUCACGUCUCGACGUUUCGACGAGGACAUCACCUUUGCCAUCGUUCCACUGACUCAGACUUUGUAAAUAAAAGCUGUGUGCAUUCUUUUCUUUAUAAGGAGCUUAUAAUUUCUACCGCAAUAUUCUUAACAAACGUCGUGACGUGAACACG